Messenger RNA from Microthlaspi erraticum, 3723 nucleotides. NCBI's taxonomy places the organism in Eukaryota, Viridiplantae, Streptophyta, Magnoliopsida, Brassicales, Brassicaceae. The record is from the annotation of a GenBank genome assembly.
AUGUACACUCGGCUGCAAAAUUUGAAGCAGGGAGCUCGUACAGUUGACGAAUAUGCAGAUGAAUUUUUCUUGUUGAUUACUCGCAAUGAAAUAUUCGAUAGUGAGAUUCAGCUGGUUUCCCGUUUCAUCGGAGGCUUGCGAGCACAAAUCCAAAACGCUUUGGUCCAGUUUGAUCCAACCACCAUUGCCGAAGCUCACCGGAGAGCUGUAGCGUUCGAGCUACAAUUCAAAUCUAAUCUCAGCUGGAAUUCUUCUGGUCGUACUAGACCUCCAACUAAUGUACCGACAGAGACGGGUCCUUUAAACGUUCCCUCUCGGCUUGUAGAAGAAGCAGCUAGCGAGCGCCUUGGAGACAAGGGAACGACAGGCGAGAACCCGAGCUUGCGUCGUUCGUCUCGACCAAACGCCCUACGCUGUUUUGGUUGUGGAGAGGCGGGCCACAUUCAAACCGCAUGUCCGAAGAAGACUCGACGUGGGCUACUUAGUGAGGAAGUAAGAUGGGAUGAUGACGGAGAAGAGACUCCGGCCACUUACGACGAGGACCUGCUUGUCGAUCGGAAUGAUGGCGAUCAGGGGACACUCCUUGUGGUUCGUUCUUGCCUGUCACCGGUGGCACGAGAAGAAUCAUGGCUCCGCACUAACAUAUUUCAGUCGACUUGCACAAUCAAGGGUAAGGUCUGCACUUUUGUUAUUGACGCAGGGAGCUCAAAGAAUGUAACCUCGGAGGAAGCUUGUCAAAAAUUGGGUCUUGCUCGGGAGAAACAUCCACGACCCUAUGCGCUGACGUGGUUAAACUCUGACGCUGAGAUCGGCAUCUCUCACCGAGCAUGGGUCUCUUUCUCGAUCGGACAGUAUUAUAAAGACAAGAUUUGUUGCGAUGUUGCUCCAAUGGAUGUCGGCCAUCUCUUGCUUGGUCGUCCAUGGCAAUAUGACCGUGACGUGACUCAUAGUGGGAAGAGUAAUGUCUAUAGUUUUGUGUUUGACAAUCGUAAGAUUGUUUUGCUUCCCAGGCCAGAAGCAUCGUUGCUAGAAAAGUCUUCUCAAGUGCAGCCAUUGUCUUCGGGUCCUCCUCGACCAACGAAGGUUCUCCUCUGUUCUGCACCAGUGUUUGCCUCGGAAUUUCAGGAGACCGGUUUUGCUGUUGCUCUAUUCUCGACGAAUGUCUCUUCUCCACCUGACUCACCGUUAGCGGACUGGAGAGCUGCUCUUCCAAACAGACCUCACUACCGCAUGAGUCCACAAGAACAUGAAGAGCUACGCCGCCAAGUAGAGGAGCUCAUCGCUAAAGGCCAUAUUCGUGAGAGCCUUAGUCCUUGUGCUGUUCCCGCUCUUCUUAUCCCAAAGAAAGACGGUUCGUGGCGUAUGUGUGUAGAUAGUCGUGCCAUUAACAAGAUCACGGUUCGCUAUCGUUUUCCCAUCCCUCGUUUGGACGACCUUCUUGAUCAAAUUGGCAAAGCAACCGUGUUCUCCAAACUGGAUUUGAAAAGCGGCUAUCAUCAAAUCCGUAUCCGGCCAGGUGAUGAGUGGAAGACGGCUUUUAAGACUCGCGAGGGAUUGUUUGAGUGGAUGGUGAUGCCUUUCGGGUUAUCGAAUGCUCCGAGUACUUUUAUGAGAGUGAUGAACCAAGCUUUGCGACCUUACAUUGGUAAGUUUGUGGUGGUCUACUUUGACGAUAUCUUGAUUUUCAGCUCUUCCCUAGCCGACCACCAAGACCAUAUUCGACAAGUAUUGUUGGUUCUACAGCGAGAAACACUUUUUGUGGCACGCCAAAAGUGUGAGUUUGGAGUCGAUAGUGUGUUGUUUCUUGGCUAUGUAGUAUCUUCUUCGGGUUUGUCCAUGGAUACGAGCAAAGUUGAGGCUGUGAGAUCUUGGCCCAUACCAAAAACGAUCUCUGAUGUUCGCAGUUUCCAUGGGUUAGUGUCUUUUUAUCGACGUUUCGUACCACAUUUCAGCUCCAUUAUGGCGCCAUUGACUGAUUGCAUGAAGGAAGGACAGUUUGUGUGGUCGACAGAAGCUCAAGAUACCUUUGAGUUGAUUAAACAGAAGCUGACCUCCGCCCCCAUCUUGGUCUUACCAGAUUUUGAGCUGCCGUUUGAGCUUCAUUGUGACUCUUCCAAGUUGGGCAUUGGAGCAGUGUUGAGCCAACAGACUCGGCCUAUUGCUUAUUUUAGCGAGAAGAUAGCAGGGGCACGAAGUCGCUACAACACGUAUGACAUUGAGUUUUAUGCUGUGGUGCAAGCUAUCAAGCAUUGGAGACAUUAUCUUGUGCAUCGAGAGUUUGUCUUGUUCACCGAUCAUGACGCGCUCAAACACCUUGAUAGCCAAGUCAAAGUUUCUUCACGACAUGCGUCUUGGAUAGCGUACCUACAACAGUUCACGUUUUCGAUUCGUCACAAGGCCGGUAAGUUGAAUCGCUUGGCGGAUGCGUUGAGUCGGAGACACACCUUGCUCUCCACAAUGCACGUUGCUGUUCCCGGAUUUGGAUCAUUCUCGGAGUUAUAUGACACGGAUCCAUUCUUUAGUUCAGUUCUUGCUGAUGUUCGUGAUGGUGUGCGCGAUGACUUUACCUUAACGGAUGGGUUUCUUUUUCGUGGUUUACAGUUAUGUGUCCCUGACUGUAGCUUGCGUUUGAAGGUGAUUGAGGAGCUCCACAAGGAAGGUCAUGUCGGACGUGAUCGAACCUUACAACUGGUUUCCGGUUCUUAUUUUUGGCCUUCUCUCCGUCGCGAUGUCGAAAUAUUUUUUGAGCGCUGUCGCGCUUGUCAGCUGGGAAAAGGCAACGCCUCCAAUGCUAGUCUCUACCUCCCUUUACUGAUUCCCACUCAGCCUUGGACAGAUGUGAGUAUGGACUUCAUUUUGGGACUUCCACGCACGCAAAGGGGUAAUGACUCUAUCUUUGUCAUUGUUGAUCGUUUCUCUAAGAUGGCCCACUUUCUGCCUUGUAAACAAACGACGGAUGCGGUUCGUGUGGCUCAAUUGUUCUUCCAAGAAGUCUAUCGGUUGCAUGGUCUUCCCACGUCCAUUGUCUCGGAUCGCGAUACAAGGUUUUUAAGUCACUUUUGGAGAUCAUUGUGGAAGAUGUUACAAACUAGUCUUGACAUGAGCACCGCUUAUCACCCCCAAACAGACGGUCAAACGGAGGUCACUAAUCGAGCUUUGGGUAAUAUGCUACAUUGUCUUGUGGGAGAAAACUUACGUUCAUGGGAAGCACGUCUUUUUCAAGCAGAGUUUGCGCACAAUCAUGCUACGAAUCGGAGCUCUGGUUUCAGUCCGUUUGAGAUUGUCUAUAGCAUUUUACCUCGUGGUCCGUUGGAUCUUACCACAGUGCCGGAUCCACGUCGCAUGCAUGGUAAAACUGUGGAGUUCGUCGACUCUUUGAAGAAUACUCACCAACAAGCUCGCGACCAGUUGGAAUUGUCUACAACUAAGUAUAAAGCUCGUGCCGACGCUAAACGCCGUGAAGUUGUUUAUGAGCCUGGAGAGUUGGUUUGGGUGGUUCUCACUAAAGAUCGGAUGCCAUUACAUGAGUAUAAUAAGUUACGAUCGCGUAAGAUUGGUCCCGUGGAAGUUUUGGAGCGUAUAAACAACAAUGCUUACCGGUUACGCUUACCUUCACACAUCAAGACAGCCGACGUCUUCAACGUCAAAUACCUCUCGAAGUUUCUUGGUGAUAAUGACGUUCCAGAUUCAGAGACGAAUCUCCUCCUACCCGGAGGGACCUGA